AACACGGACCUCCCACCAGGCUGUCAUGAGGACGGAAAAUGGGCUCGAGUAUUCAUACCAACGAUCUUGCUGUGGCUUGGCGCACAAGAGGAACUCUGGACUAUUGCUGACAUUAAGCUGCUUGAUGCAUGCAAAGAAAUUUUCAAGGUCGUCUACGGGGAUAUUUGCUACAAUCUUACCAUAUCUGGGUCCGUUUUUGGUGUUGUCACACAACGUGUUGGCGAAUGGCGUAGCAACUUCGGGUCUACAGCACUUGCCCUCGCGGUUCAUUUCUGUGUCGUCAAUCAAGAUUCAGCACCAAGGGAACUUUCGACUCUCCUCCUGCACAAAUAUGCAUUUUUAUACCCUAACCCUGAAAAGAUUGACAAGGAUGAGACUUUCCGUUCUCCGUUUGUCCAAGAGCUUCUUGCUACUGCGCAUCUCGCUAAAAUCUUGGGACACGCUGACGUUCCUGUUCUCCGCACUGACAGCUUGGUUAAAAAUGGUUUCAUUGGGGCCCUGGGCUUGUGUGCAGUCUCGCUCGAACGUGCUUUCACUCUUCUCGCUGAUAGCACUGUCACUCUUGACAGCGAGGAGAACUCGGAGCUGCCGAUCAAUGUGCGGAAAGCUCGCCUCAAGACGCCCAAGACCUUCAACAAAGCUACUGGAAAGGAGACGACUUCCGAACACGCAUUCUCAGUUGCUAAAUGGAGCUCCAAGACUGCUGCAUUUGUAUGCGGGGCGAAAAAGAAGGGCACGGCGGCAACAGAGCUCACUGUCUCGAUGGCGUGGAAGGUUCUGAAAAAGCCUGGUUUCGAGAAAUACACUGGCAAUGACAUGUCCGACGAGGAUGACGAUCGCGCAGACAUUUGAUAUGCGAGCCUCACGCCUCUGGUCGAUGUCUUCUCGUUAGGACAUUUGGAUAUAUUAUUUCGUGCUUUGCGCUUGCAAUUUUCACCGUUUGGAACCGCUCAUUCGUUUUGCUCUUCCUCACUCGUCUUUUAACGUGUUUUAACGUGUUUCCAUGCCUGCGUCACUCGUUUUGCUCUUUUUCACUGGUCUUUUAUCAUAUUUCCAUGCCUUCGUCACUCUUUCAGCUGCUCUUGAUUGUCUCCUAAUGCUUCUUAGAUCCCCUUUAAUGUUGUUCAUGAUUCUGUGCCUAUCACCCAUUUUCCGCUUAUGUUCCCUUUUGCACCCUUUUUGGUGGUUUUAUCACGCAUUUUACAGUGAC
Molecule: messenger RNA, 1210 nt
Organism: Suillus clintonianus
Lineage: Eukaryota; Fungi; Basidiomycota; Agaricomycetes; Boletales; Suillaceae
Exons: 4
Source: RefSeq, a predicted model, not a curated record